This is a messenger RNA of Ixodes scapularis (black-legged tick), 741 nucleotides long. It is a transcript of the gene RpL17, whose product is annotated as 60S ribosomal protein L17-like. Gene Ontology annotation, biological process: cytoplasmic translation. Gene Ontology annotation, molecular function: structural constituent of ribosome. Gene Ontology annotation, cellular component: ribosome; cytosolic large ribosomal subunit. The record is from RefSeq and is a predicted model, not a curated record. NCBI's taxonomy places the organism in Eukaryota, Metazoa, Arthropoda, Arachnida, Ixodida, Ixodidae. The transcript is spliced from 6 exons. Bases 129 to 686 code for a protein of 185 amino acids.
CGAUUGUGCCUGGCCACUUUAAUCGGACAUGACGUCUCUCGUCGGAUUUUGCGCUUCCGUCCUUUUCCUGUGAAAGCCGAAAGGCUCUGGUUUGUGACAUUCACAAUCGGAGCAAAUCGAAGCUGAAAAUGGGUCGCUACUCUGUAGAACCGGAUAAUGCCACCAAAUCCUGCAAAGCUCGUGGAUCAAAUCUUCGGGUCCAUUUCAAGAACACCCGGGAGACGGCUCAGGCUAUCAAGCACAUGGCUCUGCGUCGCGCCCAGCGCUACCUGAAGAACGUGAUUGCGAAGAAGGAAAUUGUUCCUUUUAGGCGUUUCAACGGUGGUGUCGGCAGGAAGGCUCAGGCCAAGGCGUUUGGCUGCACCCAGGGCCGCUGGCCCAAGAAGAGCGCCGAGUUUCUGUGGCAGCUGCUGCGCAACGCGGAGAGCAACGCCGACUACAAGGGCCUGGACGUGGACCGCCUGGUCAUCGACCACAUCCAAGUCAACCGGGCUCCCAAGAUGCGCAGGAGGACCUACCGCGCCCACGGACGCAUCAACCCGUACAUGAGCAGUCCGUGCCACAUUGAGGUGAUCCUGAGCGAGAAGGAGCAGGUGGUGGCUGCCCCAUCGCCUGAGGAGGACGCUCCCAAGAAGAAGCAGUCCAAGAAGAAGAUGGCGCGCCAGAAGCUGAUGCAGCGGGACUAGACGCCCCACACACUGUACCAUAAACAACCUGGAAACACGAAGCUCGAAGGACAGA